GCCUCCGCCUCACUUUCCACGCCAAGUCCUCGCCUCCAGGUUUUGGCCGUUGCUUAAAUCGCUCCAAUCAGAUGUCAACUCUGCGACAUCACCAUUCAUCUACCUACCAGUACGGAGACUGACCUAGGUUUUCAGCCUGAUCGCCUUACUCAUGAUGCUACGACUCAAGGAUCCAUUCUGGCAGUCGAUAGCAGAAGAGCUACAAGACGUCAAAGAAAAUGAUCCUAUAACCGAGUGUCACAGCGGUGGCUUUGACGACCUCGUCGAUCAGGCCAAGGAACUACUCAACCUGGCGGAUCAAAACUUACAUGUAUUCCCCUUCAAAGACGUGAAACCCUGUUGGUUCCGACUCUAUACUGAUUCGAGUAUUGCUCAAGUCUUGAAGCUCGUUCACAGGGUCGAAAGGCCAAACAAGGUUUUCACUUUCUCACAAUCUCUCCAGCAAAAUCUUGGGAUCAUUGUGCACAAGCUGGACAUGAGUCUGAUUAUGGCAGGUGGCAUGGGCAGGGAGGAUGUCAUUCAGCAGAUACUCGAACACCUGAAACCAUUGUCCCGGCUUGAAAAAUUAGAGGUGGUGCGUCCUGCAAAGAGGAGGCGGCUUGAGGAGUCCACUCGUCAAGAUCAUCUUCAACUCGAUACGCUACCCGAUGAGAGUGUCUCACUUCCCAAACUCCAAUUCCCUGUCCAGCACAUGAACCAACCUGCGUUGGCUACGUUCCAGAAGUAUAUGCAAGAAGAGCGGAAGCCUGUCAUUCUGACCGGGAUCCUUGGGCACUGGCCAGCGCUUGAACACUGGAAGCGUACCUCAUAUUGGCUGGAUCAGACACUAGACGGCCGUCGAUUAGUUCCUGUGGAGAUCGGGCGCAGUUACACAGAUGAAGACUGGGGACAAGACAUUAUGCGUUUCGACAGAUUCCUAACUGACUAUAUCUUACGACGAAGUGAAGCCAAGACUAUGCCAGCAGAAGACAUCAAGACUGGCUACCUUGCGCAACAUGAUUUGCUUAAACAGAUUCCGGCCUUGCGAGGCGACAUUGCCACGCCCGACUAUUGUUUUCUCGAUGCACCCCCAGCUGAGUCUGGCACACCAGUUGCACUGGCCAAAGCGAAGGGACCUGCCAAAACUAGCCAUCCGAGCAAGAUCCCAACAGUUGCCUCCUCGUUACCCUUCGGCUCUAACGACGACGAUGACCAGAGUGCUGCCGAUCUCGAUACUGAUGUUCAAACAAACAUCUGGUUCGGACCGUCCUGGACCAUAUCUCCACUUCAUCACGACCCUUAUCAUAAUAUCCUUUGUCAGGUUGUUGGCAGGAAGUACAUCAGGCUAUACUCGCCGCACGAUAGUGCGUCACUUCUGCCGAGACCUAAGGACGAGCCAGCACCCCAUAGUUCACAACCACAGAACGGCCUUUAUGAUGACGACAAGGUUUUGGAAACCAUCGACGGCGGAGAAACAAUUGACAUGUCCAAUACUUCCCAAAUCGAUGUUGCGGCCAUGGAGCUGUCGCCACACGAAGAUUGGGACGAAGUGUAUCCCGGAAUCAGUACGAUACCCUACGUCGAAUGUAUCCUUGAGGCUGGUCAGGCCCUCUAUGUCCCAGUUGGCUGGUGGCACUAUGUGAGAAGUUGCUCAGUCGGCAUCAGCGUCAGUUUCUGGUGGUAGGCUGCCAGUUUUAACCAGAGGUGCUGCUAAUGCCUGUCACUUUUCUCCAGGAAUCGAGACUUCAGAUCUCCGUCUUUUCCUCGCUGUGAUGUUCCCAGUGCGCAUAUCAGCCUUUGCUUCUCUAGUGUCGCGAAUCCCGUGGGCAGACCAGCUUGGGGCAGCUUCCACUAACCCAAUUCGUUCGGCUCGGCCAGGUUCCCACCGUCAAGUUCUUGCCGAAACAAAUUGGAAAAGCACCACGCAUGAUCACGCCUGAGAGGAGAUCGCCAGUGGUAACACACCAACGAGGCUGAG
This is a messenger RNA of Exophiala viscosa, 1957 nucleotides long. RefSeq lists its product as uncharacterized. Lineage: Eukaryota; Fungi; Ascomycota; Eurotiomycetes; Chaetothyriales; Herpotrichiellaceae. Gene Ontology annotation, molecular function: 2-oxoglutarate-dependent dioxygenase activity. Bases 152 to 1663 code for a protein of 503 amino acids. The transcript has a single exon. The record is from RefSeq and is a predicted model, not a curated record.